AAAUUCCACAGGCAGGCUGUUGAGGUAAUGGGAGAAUCAAUGCAUGCUGAACUUCCUUCCCUCACAUCUCUCAAAAGUCAUCCUGAUUUUGGGAGAUAGGGCAAACUUUUGCAGCAGUGGCAAUUGCUUAUAGGCACAGGAGUCGUUAAGAACAGGCAUGAUUUCGUUUUCAAUGCUUCUUUAUUAAAAAAUAAAGAACACAGACAACUUACGAGGCCUCUAUAUGGGAAGCAAAUGACACAGUAUUUGUCCCACCUCGGAAAGACUCAAAGCUUCCAAUGCAAAUCUUCCCACAAAGGGCUGCCAUUGCAAGAGAAUACAAUAUGAUCAACAGCUAGGACAUUUCACCGGGGAAGCGAUGCCCCUCCAGCUUUGCGGAUGCCAACAACAAAAAGGUUCUGCAACUCCAGAUGUUUCAGGGUGCAACAAACUUGGGAGGGGGGGCUGAGGAAGAAAGGAAGCCCAUGAAUUUCGCCCCUAAUUUUCGUGAGCCGCGUAGCCGCAGCAGCUCAGCCUUUGCCUGCCCACCAGGAAAAGGAGGGGACUGCUCGCGCCACGGUCUCGUGGGGAAAAGCCCUUUAUCCCAAUUUAGAGGGGCUGGGGGAGGACCCCCGGGGGCCCAGCCAGGAAGCGCACGUCCCCUUUCCCCUCCCCAUCGCUUCGCGGUGCAGUCUGUGGCUCCUUUGUCGAUGCCUGGAGGGCUGUUUGAAAAAAAUGCUGUGCCUUUCCUCACCCCCCCCCCUCCGUUUUUCCUGAAAGGGAGCCAGGCUGAGCGAAAAUGUGCAGCCCUGUCCUAGAAUGCCCUUUUCUCCCUCUCCUUCCCUUCUCCUCCUCUCCCCGGAGUUUCUCAAGGUCCCCCUGGAUAAUCCCCCAUCUCGCGGGGAGGGGGUUCAGCUGACGGUCGCCCGCCUUGUUUACAUGCUCCGGUCUCUCCCGUUGGCCAGGCAGGAAAACUUUGCCGGGGCCCCGGCCGGGUGUUUCUUCUCCCCCCCUCCCCGAUUCCUCCCACCUCCACCUUCGCGGACGAUCCGAGCCUCCAGCCACCCAAGCCGGGGCGCGCAGGGCAAAGAGGAUGCCUUCGAGGUUCCGUGGAGCAUUUCCCGGGACCUGCCAGCAUGCCUGCAUCCAGGGGGGGGCUGCUGUUCCUUUCCUUCCUGGUCCUGGGACAAGCAAUGGAUUUUACAGAUUACAGCUAUGUCCUGGAAGAAGAGGAAGAAGACACUGACCCAAUUGACUAUAAGGACCCUUGCAAAGCUGCUGCCUUUUUAGGAGACAUUGCCUUGGAUGAAGAAGACCUCAAGUUGUUCCAGGUGGACAGAGUUGUCGAUCUCACACGGCAUACCAUUGAGAGAACUGCCACUAACUCUUCAGGGAACAGUUCCAACAGCACUAGCAUCAGAUCCAGGAGACAGCAAAGGAGACGGAAGCCGGGGCGGUCUCGGAGCCGCCGGGCUGCCACUUCCCGUCAUGAGCGAGUGUGGCCAGAUGGCGUCAUUCCUUAUGUGGUCAGUGGGAAUUUCACUGGCAACCAGCGGGCAGUCUUUCGACAGGCCAUGCGCCAUUGGGAGAAGUAUACCUGUGUCACCUUUCUGGAGCGGACUGAUGAAGACAGCUACAUUGUGUUUACAUACAGGCCUUGUGGGUGCUGUUCCUAUGUGGGGCGCAGAGGAGGGGGACCUCAGGCCAUCUCCAUUGGGAAAAACUGUGACAAAUUUGGCAUUGUGGUACAUGAGCUGGGCCAUGUAAUUGGUUUCUGGCAUGAGCACACACGCCCAGACAGAGAUGACCAUGUGUCCAUUAUCCGUGAGAACAUCCAACCAGGGCAGGAGUAUAACUUUCUGAAGAUGGAGCCUGAAGAGGUGGAGACAUUGGGAGAGACGUACGAUUUCGACAGCAUAAUGCACUAUGCCAGGAACACCUUCUCCAAAGGGAUCUUUCUAGACACCAUCCUUCCCAAAUAUAAUGUGAAUGGGAUGCAGCCUUCCAUUGGCCAGCGAACUCGACUGAGCAAGGGAGAUAUAGCCCAGGCUCGCAAGCUGUACAAAUGCCCUGCUUGUGGAGGGACCCUGCAAGAGAGUCAAGGGAACUUCUCUUCGCCCGAGUUUCCCAAUGGAUAUUCUGCUCACAUGCACUGCAUCUGGAGAAUAUCUGUCACCCCAGGGGAAAAGAUUACUCUGAACUUUACAUCCCUGGAUCUAUACCGAAGUCGGUUAUGCUGGUAUGAUUACGUGGAGGUGAGAGACGGGUUCUGGAGAAAGGCCAGUUUGCGAGGUAGGUUCUGUGGGAAUAAGCUCCCAGAGCCCAUCCUCUCCACUGACAGCCGUCUCUGGAUAGAAUUCCGCAGCAGCAGCAACUGGGUUGGCAAAGGCUUCUUUGCAGUCUAUGAAGCAAUCUGUGGGGGAGAUAUAAAGAAGGACAAUGGGCACGUCCAAUCUCCCAACUAUCCUGAUGACUACCGGCCAAAUAAAUCCUGUACCUGGAAGAUUACUGUCUCAGAGGGUUUCCAUGUGGGCCUCAGUUUCCUGGCAUUUGAGAUUGAGCGUCAUGACAGCUGUGCUUAUGACUACCUGGAGAUCCGGGAUGGUAACACAGAGUCAAGCAAUCUGAUUGGAAGGUACUGUGGUUAUGACAAGCCAGACGACAUCAAAAGCACCUCCAACAAGUUGUGGAUGAAGUUUGUGUCUGAUGGGUCCAUUAACAAGGCUGGCUUUGCUGUUAAUUUCUUCAAAGAAAUGGAUGAGUGCUCCAGACCAAACAAUGGCGGGUGUGAGCAACGCUGCGUGAACACUCUGGGCAGCUACAAGUGUGCUUGCGACCCUGGCUAUGAAUUAGCCUCAGACAAGCGCAGGUGUGAGGCUGCCUGCGGUGGGUUCCUCACCAAACUGAAUGGCUCCAUUACAAGCCCUGGGUGGCCAAAAGAAUACCCACCCAACAAGAACUGCAUCUGGCAGCUAGUGGCACCAGUACAGUACCGUAUAUCCCUGCAGUUUGACUUCUUUGAAACAGAGGGUAAUGAUGUAUGUAAGUAUGACUUUGUAGAAGUGCGCAGUGGGCUCAACGCCGAGGCCAAGCUACAUGGCAAGUUCUGUGGGGCAGAAAAGCCUGAUGUGAUCACCUCCCAGUACAACAACAUGCGCAUAGAGUUCAAGUCUGACAACACCGUCUCCAAAAAGGGCUUCAAGGCUCAUUUCUUCUCAGACAAAGAUGAAUGUUCAAAGGAUAAUGGGGGAUGCCAACACGAGUGCCUGAACACAUUUGGUAGCUACGAGUGCCAGUGCCGCAGUGGCUUUGUGCUUCACGACAACAAGCACGAUUGCAAAGAAGCUGGCUGUGAUCACAAGAUGACUUCCAUCACUGCAACCAUCACCAGCCCCAACUGGCCUGAUAAGUAUCCGAGUAAGAAAGAAUGCACCUGGGCAAUAACCACCACACCGGGACACCGCGUCAAACUGACCAUCAGGGAGUUGGACAUUGAAGGCCAUCAAGAAUGCACUUAUGACCACUUGGAGGUUUAUAAUGGAAAAGAUGCCAAAGCUCCUGUCUUGGGACGGUUCUGUGGAAUGAAAGAACCAGACCCUAUCAUCUCCUCCAGCAACAGGAUGUUCCUCAGGUUCUUCUCGGAUAACUCUGUCCAGAAGAAAGGCUUUGAGGCAACCUACACAUCAGAAUGUGGGGGCCAGAUGCGAGCUGAAGUGAAAACCAAGGAUCUCUAUUCACAUGCCCAGUUUGGAGACAACAACUACCCUGGGGGUUCAGACUGUGAAUGGGUAAUUGUGGCUGAGGAAGGAUAUGGAGUGGAACUCAUCUUCCAGACAUUUGAGAUUGAGGAAGAAGCAGACUGUGGCUAUGACUACAUGGAGCUGUUUGAUGGCUAUGAUGGGACAGCCCCACGUCUGGGACGCUACUGCGGCUCUGGGCCUCCUGAAGAGGUUUAUUCCGCUGGUGACUCAGUGAUGGUAAGAUUCCAUUCUGAUGACACCAUCAAUAAGAAGGGCUUCCACCUACGUUACACUAGCACCAAAUUCCAGGACACUCUUCACACACGGAAAUGAUGCUUGGCUUCCCAACCCCUUACAGCAGAGAACGACCUUCUAGCAAUGGAAGGACAGGUCUUGGCUGUUAAAAACAAAAAAAGACACCCAUGGAGAAAAAAUUGAAAUAGACUGGAAGGAGAAAUACACAGUACACCUCAGAGUGUGAAACACUCACACAGAAACAAAGGUGCUGCCAGCCGCUUAUGUGGACUAGGCUCGGGGGAAUCCUUUCAUUAAAAAAAAAUUCUGUGCCUCUUUAUUUCUUGAGCAGAGUGUCUCCAGGACUAACCACUUCACAGCUUCCAUUUACAGUUUUUUUUUUGUCUACGCUGCUCUCCCCCCAGUCCCGGUGGUUAUAAUUGAAAAUAAUUCUGGGAAAUCCAACCUCUGGCAGAUGUUUUCCUUUAUAAAUUUCAUAAACCAGGUUGACCAGCUCAGAUACCUUGAAUGACCAGACCCAAAUGCAGUGGAGAGACUGCCAUGCUUGCAGAAGCUGUCUAUCUGUUGUAACGAUGUAAUAAACACACUUUCUUGUACUUCUAAAGAGAUGCCCAUCAGCGUCUUUAACCCUCUAUCA
Molecule: messenger RNA, 4611 nt
Organism: Eublepharis macularius
Lineage: Eukaryota; Metazoa; Chordata; Lepidosauria; Squamata; Eublepharidae
Gene: BMP1
Product: bone morphogenetic protein 1
Exons: 23
Coding region: 1116-4052 (978 amino acids)
Biological process (GO): proteolysis
Molecular function (GO): zinc ion binding; calcium ion binding; metalloendopeptidase activity
Source: RefSeq, a predicted model, not a curated record